AUUUGCAUCUUCACCCAGAUGGAUCACCUGGGUGAGCAAACGAACAAUCUCUCCUCGUAGUUUCUUUAACAUAUAAUAAUAAUAAUAUAACAAAAAUAAUAAUUAAACAAUAACAGAGUUGGAACCCCUAUUAAUACACAUAAUGAAGAAAAGUUUCUCAUUUUUUUUCUUUCUAAUUUAGGGUAUCCUAGCUUCAUGGAGAAGCUCGGACUAAUCUCCAAAAUGGUGGUGCAUGCAAUGAUGUGACUCACAUAUGAACUCUCACUAUGAAUAUUCAAAUCGGCCGUCAGGUAAACCUAUAUCCGCGUAGUCACAAGGUAAAGUGUAGUGAGAUGCUUUCGAAUCCUGAUUUCUUGGCAAUCUGAAAGUCUGCCUAUCAUUAACCACUUAAGUCUCUCAUCUUUGUACCAACAUUCUUUAUAAAGAAUCGAUUCUUCAUCUCUCUUCUAUACUUUUUUUCUCUUCCUCUUGCUGUGCAUGCUCUUGUUGGUGAGUUGGACAAGCAAAAAGAUUCUACUGUACGUAGCUUCAUUUUAUGCGAAUAGCGUGAUUGUGUCAUCACGUUUUAAAAUAAUAAUAGUUGGAACUGCCUAACUGGUAUAAAUACACACAUAAGAUUAUUCUUUACCUACAACACAAACAUAGAGAUAGAAGAAAAUGAAGAGAAAUUUGAGCCUGAUUGCUUUGUUCCUGGUUCUCUCUUUCGUGGUUUCAUCUUAUGCAGCUUCAACUCAGCCAUACCAAAUCCGCAAAGUUUGUAAGAAAUCCUGCAAAAUUUAUAAUCUGAUUUACUCCAUAUUUUCCAUUUUAGUUUACUUAUUAGCCUCAAUUUAUCCUGCAGUGAUGAUAGAAGCACCCCCUAAGUCAGGAUCCGCACGCCGAUGUUGUUAGCAAGGCGAAACAGCAUGUGAGCGGCCGUCUAUGGUUCGCAUGGUGUUUAAGUGGACCGGUUUACAAAUAUUUUAUUAUAUAAUUCCUUUUUUAACAACAUUUUAUAGUUCAAAAUGAGCAGAAUAUUAUAAAAAGAUACUCCCUCCGUUUCAUAAUAUAAGUAGUUUUGGCUAAAAGCGCGAAGAUUAAUAAAAUUAUUA
This is a messenger RNA of Brassica napus (rape), 1091 nucleotides long. RefSeq lists its product as uncharacterized. The transcript has a single exon. The coding region runs from base 658 to 891 and encodes 77 amino acids. The record is from RefSeq and is a predicted model, not a curated record. NCBI's taxonomy places the organism in Eukaryota, Viridiplantae, Streptophyta, Magnoliopsida, Brassicales, Brassicaceae.